AUGACUCACUUGCAGGCUGGCUUGUCCCCAGAAACCCUGGAGAAAGCCAAGGUGGAGCUGAAAGAGAAUCCAGACACUCUCCACCAGGACAUACAGGAAGUAAGGGACAUGAUCAUCACUCGUCCAGAUAUUGGCUUUCUCAGGACAGAUGAUCCUUUUAUCCUACGGUUUCUCAGAGCACGGAAGUUUAACCAUUUCGAGGCGUUUCGGUUGUUGGCUCAGUACUUUGAAUACCGGCAGCAGAACUUGGAUAUGUUUAAAAACCUCAAACCGACGGACCCAGGCAUCAAGCAGGCUCUCAAAGACGGGUUUCCAGGAGUGUUAUUGAACUUGGACAGAUUCGGUAGAAAAAUACUUGUUCUGUUCGCGGCGAAUUGGGACCAGAGCAGGUACACGUUUGUGGACAUCCUGAGAGCCAUCCUGCUGUCCCUGGAAUCCAUGAUAGAGGACCCAGAGCUGCAGGUCAACGGCUUCGUCCUGAUCAUUGACUGGAGCAACUUUACCUUCAAACAGGCCUCCAAGCUCACCCCCAGUAUGCUGAGGUUGGCCAUAGAAGGACUACAGGACAGCUUCCCAGCCAGGUUCGGAGGCAUCCAUUUUGUGAACCAGCCGUGGUACAUCCAUGCCCUGUACACGGUCAUACGACCCUUCCUCAAGGACAAGACGAGAAAACGGAUCUUCAUGCACGGAAACAACCUGAACAGCCUCCACCAGCUCAUCCACCCUGAGAUCCUGCCCUCGGAGUUGGGGGGCAUGCUGCCCCCCUAUGACAUGGGCACGUGGGCGCGCACGCUACUGGAGCAUGCCUACGACGAGGACACGGACUACUGCCCCGAGUCCUACACCCUGUCGGCCCAGGACCUGGAGAGAGACCUGGAGAAGGACCUCUCCCCCAAGACCAUGAAGAGGUCUCAGUCGGUGGUAGAACCAGGAGUUCUAAAAAGAACAGACAAGGUGAAGAGUGAAGAGGAAAACAUGCAGCCUCUGCUGUCUCUGGACUGAAGGGCUCCCAAACACACAUAAACACACACACACACAUACAUAUAUGAACACACACAUACCCACUUACAGUAGAUGCAUACCUACAUAAAUGCAUACCCACAUAUAUGCACACACACACACACCCCUGCGCACACACUGAAAAUAUUUGCCCUCAGACUGUGAUUAGAGGGCACUGUGGGGGCAAGCACUAGCAGACACCUCAAAGACAAACUCAUGGAGGGAGAGAGGCGGGAAACCUGGAUGAGAUCUGGAGAGAGCGGCCAUCUUGACAACACUGCAUUUUCCAGAUCAGACGAGAUUAAAGAACAGCAACAGUACAGUCUGAGGUCAUCCGUUAUGUAAUUAUGAUUGUCAAGUGCCAAUUCUGAACUGUACAGUUACUACUCUUUUAUUGUGAAGUCUCCAAAAGAGGACAAGUUGGUGGAGGGUCUCCUCUAAUGGGAGUUGUGGAUGUUCUGCUACUCGUGACGUGUGUCUGUGCAGGGAGAGACAGAGUAGCACACAACAGGGAGGUACAGGAGGUACCUAGAGGACAUCCUACUUCAUUGGGACUGGGAACCGUUUGGUCGAGGGGGGGACUGGGAUAAUGGGGGUGGGGGCAUGCGAUGGGAUGGGAUGGGAGCGUCGACACGCUAUUUAAGAAUGUUUCAAUCUUGCAAGCGCAGCUCAGGAUUAGUUUAAUGACAAGCUUCGUCUUCAAACAGGAAGGAUAGAAACUGGGAGGCAGGACGGGGGUGGAGAUGGUGUUGCUAACUGGAUUCAGAGCAGGUGUUCAGGGUUCUCCCAACUAAAGCAAACUCCCCUUUACUUAAAAAAAAAAAAACAUAAAAAAACAAGCUAGAUGAGUUUGAUGUGCUUUUGCAAAGCCAUUUGGGUGGUUCUGUGUUCAUAGUUAGGUCUCUCACUCUGUUCUUUCAAACAGUAGAAACGUGUUGCGGGUGAAUAUUUGAUAUAUACAACACUGUAAUAUGUGCCACUCACAGCUUAUUCAAUCUGAGAACAUUUACAUUGGUAAAACAACCAAACAAACUUCCUAUC
Molecule: messenger RNA, 2040 nt
Organism: Hypomesus transpacificus
Lineage: Eukaryota; Metazoa; Chordata; Actinopteri; Osmeriformes; Osmeridae
Gene: clvs2
Product: clavesin 2
Exons: 5
Coding region: 1-1002 (333 amino acids)
Cellular component (GO): membrane
Molecular function (GO): phosphatidylinositol bisphosphate binding
Source: RefSeq, a predicted model, not a curated record